AUGAAAGCGCAGGGACCAAAAGCGAUUGUUUUCACCGAUUGGGAUGGAACUGUAACUUUGCAAGAUUCUAACGAUUACAUGACAGAUACACUAGGGUUUGGAUUGAAGAAAAGAAAGGAUGUCGCCCAAUUGAUGCUUAAUGAAAAACUAUCCUUUAGGGAUGGAUUUCGUGAAAUGUUACAGUCAAUCACAGACAACCAUCAUAGCUUAGAGGAUUGUAUUAAAGUACUACUUAAAAAUAUUCAUAUUGACCCUGGCUUUAAAAGUUUCUUGGAAUGGUGCCGUUCAAACAAUAUUCCGUUGUACGUGAUUUCUUCUGGAAUGAAACCAAUUAUAAAUGCCUUAUUAAAAAACUACAUGGGUGAGAAGGAUGAAAGCUAUAUCAGCAUUAUAGCAAACGAUGCAAAAACAGACCCUAAUGAUAAAUAUAAGUGGGAGAUAGUUUAUCGGGACGAAACACCAUUCGGUCAUGACAAAUCACGCUCUAUCAACAAGAUUCUUUCCAGUUACAAAGGAUCGAAGCCAAUGGUUUUUUACUGUGGUGAUGGAAUAUCAGAUCUCUCAGCAUCAAAAUGUUGUGAUGUAUUGUUUGCUCGUAGUGGAGAAAAUUUGGUCACUUACUGCAACAGACAAAACAUUCCUUACGAAGAGUUUAGUACAUUCAAUGAUAUCAAGAAAAAGAUAUCGGAAACUAUGGAAGAACUAAACUGA
Brettanomyces bruxellensis is the source of this 711-nucleotide messenger RNA. RefSeq lists its product as uncharacterized. Bases 1 to 711 code for a protein of 236 amino acids. The transcript has a single exon. NCBI's taxonomy places the organism in Eukaryota, Fungi, Ascomycota, Pichiomycetes, Pichiales, Pichiaceae. The record is from RefSeq and is a predicted model, not a curated record. Gene Ontology annotation, molecular function: phosphatase activity.